Messenger RNA from Papaver somniferum (opium poppy), 1065 nucleotides. RefSeq lists its product as uncharacterized. The record is from RefSeq and is a predicted model, not a curated record. Lineage: Eukaryota; Viridiplantae; Streptophyta; Magnoliopsida; Ranunculales; Papaveraceae. The coding region runs from base 1 to 1065 and encodes 354 amino acids. The transcript has 2 exons.
AUGACAGACUCAGAUUCACAGGCAAGUGUGGUAGGAAUGCCAAAAUGUCCUUGGUAUCUGCACUGUAUUCCAAUCGAUACCGCUAAAAGUGUCUUUGCUAUCAAGGAAUUCAAUGGGGAGCAUAAAUUUGGUGGUGCUUAUAAGCUGAAGUACCCACCUGUGAAGAAGAAAUUGAUUAAGCAUCUAUUCAAGGAUCAAAUACAGUCAAAUCCGUCGAUAAAGCCUAAUGAUAUGGUUGCUCAGGUAAAGAGUUGUUAUGGUAUUGACAUAAAAUACCAUCAUGCUUAUAAAGGGAAGGAAGCAUCUAAGGCAGUGAUAUAUGGCGAUGAUUUAAAAAAUUAUACAGAUCUUAUUUGGUAUGUUGAAGCAAUAAAGGCUACCAAUCCUAGCAGUUAUAUUAAGUUUGAGUAUGAUAAAGAGACUAAACGUUUUCAGAGGCUUUUCAUAUGUUUUGCUGCCUGUAUGGAAGGAUACCGGUUCAUUCGCCCUAUGCUUUACUAUGAUGCAACAUUUCUCAAUGGGAGAUUCAAGGGAACAGUGAUGGCUGCCACUGGUGUAAAUGGAAACCAAGGAUUUUUUCCUUUUGCGUAUGCUUUAGUUCCUGUAGAAGACAUUAAAGGGUGGGAGUGGUUUAUGGAGAACUUGCAGCAUUUUGUCGACUCUCGUCCUAUCACCUUUAUCACUGAUCUUCAUGAAGGGCUGAAGCAAAGUAUUCCCAAGUAUUUUCCCAACUCUUAUAAUAGUUACUGUUUCCAUCAUUUGAAGAAUAACCUCCCCAUCAAGAAAUCACAUGAGAAGUAUAACCAAGUUCAAGAUUUGUUCCAUAAAGCUGCAUACUUCUACAAUGUUGCUAAAUAUGAGUCUUCUUUAAAUGAGAUGUGUAUCAUAGGAUGUGGUUGGGUUGCCAAGUACAUCAAAAAUAUCGAUCCCAAGCAUUGGGCAAAUGCUUUAUUCGUAGGAUGUAGGUAUGAGACACACUCGUCAACUAUUGCAGAGUCUUUCAAUAACUGGAUUCUUCCUGAAAAUGAUCUGCCUCCAGCUGCUCUUGUUAUGAUAUUAGGAUAA